AGCCGCGCUCAUUCCCACCCGAGAGUUUGCGCAGUCAAGUCGCUCCAGUCAGGACCUCCGGCGAGCAGCAACCCACAGUGCUUAGACCCUGAAGGAACUUCUUAGUGCGCGAAGUGUCCCGAACCAGAGCAAGAUGGCCGACAGUGGUAUCAAGCGCAACAUCCCGAUCAAGCUCGGCGACUUCAGCGUCAUCGACACCGAGUUCUCCAGCAUCCGCGAGCGCUUCGACGCGGAGAUGAGGAAGAUGGAGGAUGAGAUGUCGCGUUUCCGCAGCGAGCUGAUGAACCGCGAGAGCAACAACAUCUUCAAGAGCACCACUAGCCGGCAUCACACGAGCAGCAGCGAACACCGCACGACGACGUCUACGACGGGGGGUUGGGACCUGGGGGACUCCGCAGCACCCCCGAAAAGGUCCGCCUUCGACAGCUUCAAAAGCACCACCACGCACCAGAAGUCCUCUCAGAACUCCUCCCUCAGCCCUCAGGACUCCCACACGUGGCUCGAUGGACUCAACAGUCCUCUCAUCCAGGACGAGGGGAACAGCAAGACGCUGAAGCUGCGGUUCGACGUCUCCCAGUACACGCCUGAGGAGAUCGUCGUCAAGACUGUGGACAACAAACUCUUGGUCCAUGCCAAGCACGAGGAGAAGACGGAGACCAAGUCGGUGUACAGAGAGUACAACCGGGAGUUCUUGCUGCCGAAGGGGACGAAUCCUGAGAGCAUCAAGUCCUCUCUGAGCAAAGAUGGGGUCCUGACGGUGGAGGCUCCCCUGCCGGCCAUCGGCUCCGGGGAGAAGCUCAUCCCGAUCGCGCACACAUAAGGACCCUAGGUCCUGUCGAAAUUCUCCUUUCCCCAUCCUUCCUCCAGAAUGCCGCACUCGAGGAAAAGAAAAAAGUCAACCCGGUUAAAUUAACGAUGAGCAAGACCUAACGCUAGAAAAACCCUUAAGUUCCAAAACUACCGAACAAAUAGGAAAUUCGAUUUCCUCGGAAAUUCUCUUCGUAAUCGACGGAAGAAAAGUUAUUAAAAAUUAUUAACGCAGUCGGGCCAAUUUAACGGAGAUAUCGUGAUAUCUUGGCUUAAUCCGAAAUAUGGAGAGCGUUUAAUUAUCCGGGAUUCUGACUUUUUUUUUUUUCCCCCGAGCGGGGAUAAUCGAUCGCGUGGAUCGCCGUCUUCGAGGACCUUCGUCAGGAGCUUCGCAGCGCUUCGACCAGAAUUCGGCAUAAUUUCGGGCGACCAUGGGCCAGACUCCUGGUUGCACUCUUCCUCGAGGAGGAUGUUCCCGAAGAGACCGGAGAGGAUCCCUCGACGGUCAGGGGUGCGACCCAGGAUGCGGCCGGGCGAUGAUAUUUUUGUACGCUGCAAUAGAGAAAAUGGAUUUAUUUGCCGUUAAGGAGAGAGAAAAAAAAAAUAAUAAGAAGAAACAAAAUACAUUUUCGUUUUCCUUGCCGGAGUUCUUGGCUCGCACUUUUCGCGGCCUGAGCGCACAAUCGAAAGUACUUUGUAACUCGGCGACAUCAGUCCUUCGAGAUUUACUCCAGCGAGAGGAGUUAAUUUGUAUCGUACUUUGUAUUGUACUUUGUACCCGCGCAUGUUGAAAGUCAUCAAUUAAUUCGUUAAUCAACGGAGAACGUGAGACGCCUAACGGACGGUCGAAUGGGAAAGGAUUAUUUGUAAAACGGUAACUUAUGUACGUGUUAGAUUAGGUGUACACGUUAAAAGACUAAACAAAAACACGAUGCCUAGCAUAUGUAAGCAUUAUAUUAUUAAUAUUAUUUAUGAAUAUUUUAAUAUUCUCGAGGAGAGAAAGAGCGCGCGCAUAUGUUUAAAAAGGAUACGCAGGAGAGCUGGACGAUAUUAAAUAAAAAGUCUACUUGUAUAUCAAGGGU
Messenger RNA from Orussus abietinus, 1889 nucleotides. Its product is annotated as heat shock protein beta-1. NCBI's taxonomy places the organism in Eukaryota, Metazoa, Arthropoda, Insecta, Hymenoptera, Orussidae. The coding region runs from base 134 to 820 and encodes 228 amino acids. The transcript has 4 exons. Gene Ontology annotation, molecular function: protein folding chaperone. The record is from RefSeq and is a predicted model, not a curated record. Gene Ontology annotation, biological process: response to heat; protein refolding.